This is a messenger RNA of Didymodactylos carnosus, 260 nucleotides long. The record is from the annotation of a GenBank genome assembly. NCBI's taxonomy places the organism in Eukaryota, Metazoa, Rotifera, Eurotatoria, Philodinida, Philodinidae.
UUUAUCAUUUAUUGAACAAAGCUCUUCGUACACUGGACAUUGAUUUACUUUAUUUACUUGGAUUCUUUAUUCGUGAUCUUCGAGAGCAACUUGAACAAUAUCGAUCUCCGUCACCGAUUCGUAUCUAUCGAACUCAAUUAAUGUCCAAAACGGAAGUUCAACAGUUGGAUAAUUUCAGAGGACAAUUGAUUUCCAUGAAUUCAUUUCUUUCCACGACACUUGAUCGUGAAGUGGCUGUAAUUGAGCGAGAAAUGGAUUGA